CUGUCGGAUCAACGGACACACACACACACACACACAUUUGCCGCUCCUGCUGGAACAUUACAGGCGCGCGGCUGUUGUUGCUUUAUAUUGUUUAUAUUAGUUUGCUGGAACAUCUCGUGCAGCACGGAGUAACGGUCGCAGCAUCCCCGCGCAGGAGUGAAGCACGGAACGUGAAGCGCAGGUUUUGUUCAGCUGAGGAUUUCGAGUGAAUACAGCCGAUCGAGUGCAGGGGAGGACACAGCAGAGCCGUCACGAUGUGCAUUUGACAAAUACCCGGGGGCCAUACAGGCGAGCUGAUGAGGAUGACGAUGGUGAGUGAGCUGAUGGUCUGAUGGUUUGGUAAUAAUGGAUGUUCCCAAUGGCCAGCCCAGCAUCUCCACCUUCACGACCCCGGCCUCAGAGAGGAGCAGCAGUUCUGAGUCCCUCAGUGAGAAGGGCCCAUCAGAGCUCAAGAGCUUUGACGCCGUGGUCUUCGACGUGCUGAAGGUCACACCAGAGGAAUAUGCAGGUCAGAUCACUCUUAUGGAUGCUCCAGUGUUCAAAGCCAUUCAACCUGAGGAGCUCUCUAGUUGUGGCUGGAACAAGAAGGAGAAGCACAGUUCAGCGCCGAACGCCGUGGCCUUCACACGACGCUUCAACCAGGUGAGUUUCUGGGUGGUGAGGGAGAUUCUUCAUGCUCAGACUCUGAAGAUCAGAGCAGAAGUGUUGAGCCUCUAUAUCAGAACAGCAAAGAAACUGUGUGACAUGAAUAACCUCCAUGCAGUGAUGGCGGUAGUAUCUGCUUUACAGAGCGCUCCUAUCUUCAGGCUCACCAAGACCUGGGCUCUUUUAAGUCGGAAGGACAAGGCCACGUUUGAGAGGCUGGAGUAUCUGAUGUCUAAAGAAGACAACUACAAACGCUUGAGAGAUUACAUCAGCAGCCAGAGCAUGACGUCCUGCAUCCCGUAUCUGGGUAUAUAUCUGUCCGAUCUGACCUACAUCGAUUCGGCAUAUCCCUCCACUGGCAGCAUUCUUGAAAACGAACAGCGUUCCAACCUCAUGAACAACAUUCUGAGAAUCAUCUCAGACCUGCAGAGAUCCUGUGAAUAUGAUAUCCCAGUAUUGCCGCAUGUCCAGAAGUAUCUCAACUCUGUUCGCUACAUUGAGGAAUUACAGAAGUUUGUGGAGGACGACAAUUAUAAGUUGUCCCUAAAGAUUGAGCCACCAGCUACCAGCACACCUCGCACCACUGCCUCUAGAGAAGACCUCACAGGUCCAGAAACAUCUGCGUCACCGUUAUGUGGUCGUCGUGGUAAUGUUGCCGAGGGUGCCCUGCCUAAAGUCCCGCCAACACCCCCCUCACCCCGGAACCUCAUCACCUAUGGACACAGGAAGUGCCACAGCCUCGGCUACAAUUUUAUCCACAAAACAAACACGGUGGAGUUUAAAAGUGCAACGUUUCCCAACGCCGGAUCCAGACACCUGCUGGACGACAGCGUGCUGGAAAGUCACACACCCACACGAGGGCAGGCGGAGAGCUCAACACUGUCUAGCGGCAUUUCCCUGGGAAGCAGUGAAGGCUCGGAGCUCAGUGAGGAGAUGUCUUGGCCUGCCUUUGAGAGGACUCGAUUCUACCACUCUCUGGGCCCAGUCAGCAGAGUGGGCCGCAUCUCCUGCAGAGGAGCGCUCAGGCCCAGCAGCUCUGCCGAGUCAGAGGAGCUGGCGGUGCAUCUUUACCCAGGAGCCGUCACAGUUCAGGGCGUCUUACGCAGGAAAACAGUCCUCAAGGAGGGCAAGAAACCCACGGUGGCAGCGUGGACUAAGUAUUGGGUGGCUCUUUGUGGUACUCAGCUUUACUACUAUACUGCCAAGUCCCUUAAGGCCACAGAGAGGAAGCAUUUCAAGUCCACCGCCAGCAAAAGUGUUUCUGUUUUGGGUUUAAUGGCCAUGAUGGCAGACGACCCGGAGCAUCCCGACAUCUUCCUGCUGACCGACUCGGAGCAUGGAAACUCGUAUAAGUUCCAGGCAGGGAACAGAAUGAACGCUCUGCUGUGGUUCAAACACUUGAGUGCAGCUUGUCAAAGCAACAGGCAACAGGUCCCAGCAAAUCUAAUGUCCUUCGAAUAAGUGAGACCAGGACGAAUCAAAGACAUGGAGAGUUCAUGAGCAGCUGGAUGACAGGAGAGCAGAGGAAUAUGAGGAACGCUGGGGAAGGAGGAGAGACCAGAGAUAAAUAAAAGAGCAAAUGACUUGUGUUUUUGUGUGUGUUGGAGCUUUUCCACUGCCAUCACCCAGCCUGAACCCCACAGCAAACUCCUCGAGCACCACUGCCUUAACAAGCAGAGUGUGAGUGUAUGUGUGUGUGAAAGAGAGAGCGACGCAGCAGCAAUGGUGUCCCCUCCGCUGGUCUGACCUGAAAGGACCUUAUUCCUUUUACAUUUUAUUUACACUUCCUCCACUUCCUUCCAUCUGAUUCCCAGCAAGUGAGGAUCUUGGUUUCUUCUUGGGCUCUUCUUGAAGGAGUCUUGGACUCUUCAUGGACCUCUGGAGUUUGUUUACACCUUCUUUAUCUUGUUUGUUGCUUGAGUUUUAUGUAUUAACUGGUUGUAAAUCUAAUCCACGCUCCUCCUCCUCUGACAAAACACACCCUGGAAACUCUCAGACUCUCCAAAAUCGACCCUCAAACACAUAAUCGCACAAGACGUUGAUUGUGUCUUUGCACACUUGAGUUAGGCUCAUGCAAGCAUAACACACAAUUUUCCACAAGCAAGUUCAACUGCAGGAAAUGGAAGACCCUCAUAUAUUAAAACCCAACUCCGAAACGCAACCAGAAAGGGCUCCGAUACUCAAUGAAUUCCAGAUGAAAAGACUCUAUUCUUCUGAAUGUCCCCUUCAGAGUUUUCUUUUCAACUUCUAUUCUCUUUUAUGGAUUCUGUAGCUUUCUUUUUAGCUCAUAUCAACACAAACAUGUUUGCUUUGCUAGAAGACACCUGAAAUGUUCAAAACGACGGUGUGUAGGAAGAAACGAUUGAGAAAGGAAGAGCUCAUCAAGAUGUUUGAAGACUUCAAAACGUCAGCAAUAAGCACCGGUUUACACCAGUUCAUUUAAACAGUAAAAGAAUCGUUCGUUCGCUUCCGGAUUCACAAUACGAGUCGUCUAUAAGGACACACGUACAUAAACACACUUUUUAAGCUGUGAAUGUUAGUGGGCGCAGAGGUUUACAUCUCCAAACUUGUAUUUAGUACUAUUAUGUUUAGUUUUGUUUUGUUUUUUUCAAUCUACCAGUGGUUUUCCAAUGGAAUAUUGUGAACGGUGGGAGACGGAGCAGGAGAUAAGGCACUUGUGCGCUAGUGUUUUCUGCAGCAUCAGUAGCCCUCGUUUACUGCUGUUGAUGAUUUAUUUUUAUGUAAUGUUUUGCUUUAAUGUGGUUUUAUUUUAUUAUUUUAUUUCAGUAUUACUGGGAUAGUUGCACAUGUCUAGACUAUUUUAAUUGUCUGUUACAUUCACAUGUUACAUGUUAUUUUUGUCAUUUUCAUUUCUAAAGUAACGCCACCUCAACUUUGCUUCAGUAGGAUGUUGGAGAUGUUUUCUUCUUGUUGUUGAGCCAUUAAGGUUCUGUUCAUUUAGAGAACAGCUUUAUCAGUUUCUUUUGGGAACAAGAGAUAUGUCUGUUAAGCUCAGAACAAAUGAUUAGCAUUAAUGGAGCAGGAGACGUUAUCCCGCCGGACCAGGAUGUCUCAGGAUGUUUGAUUAAAUAGGUCCAUCUUUAUCUUUCGUUUUUAUGGUGACUAAAUCUUAUGGAGCCCCUAAAGGGACAUGGUAGUGGCUGAGGGUGGGGGUGGGGGGGAUAUGAGAUGAGAGGAAAAAUAAUAAGUCAAUGCAUUUGCACUCUCUUGCAAAUAUUGCGCUCCCCAAAGAAACUUUACGUUCUCUCACAAAACGUUUGCGUUCCACCUAGAAACUUUGCGUUCGCUCGCUAAACAUUUUGCGUUCCAGAGAAACUUUGCGUUCUCUCGCUAAACGCAAAGUUUCUUGGGAGCGGAAACAGUUUGGCGAGAGAACCCAAUUAGAAACAUUGCAUUUGCUGGCUAAACAUUUUGCAUUCCAGAGAAACUUUGCGUUUUCUCGCUAAACGUUUUGCGUUCUCUGGCUAGACAUUUUGCGUUCUCUCGCUAAACGUUUUGCGUUCUCUCGUUAAUUGCAAAGUUUUUUGGGAACAGAAAAUGUUUUGCCAGAGAACGCAAAACGUUUAGCAAGAGAACGCAAAACAUUUAGCGAGAGAACGCAAAACAUUUAGCGAGAGAGCACAAAAUGUUUUCCGUUCCCAAGAAACUUUGCGCUCACUUUCAAAAUGUUUUGCGUUCCCCUGAGAAACUUUGCGUUCUCUCGUGAAACGUUUUGCGUUCCACCUAGAAACUUUGCGUUCGCUCGCUAAACAUUUUGCGUUCCAGAGAAACUUUGCGUUCUCUCGCUAAACGCAAAGUUUCUUGGGAGCGGAAACCGUUUGGCGAGAGAACCCAAUUAGAAACAUUGCGUUUGCUUGCUAAACAUUUUGCAUUCCAGAGAAACUUUGCGUUUUCUCGCUAAACGUUUUGCGUUCUUUUGCUAGACAUUUUGCGUUCUCUCGCUAAUUGCAGAGUUUUUUGGGAACGGAAAAUGUUUUGCCAGAGAACGCAAAACAUUUAGCGAGAGAACGCAAAAUGUCUAGCGAGAGAAUGCAAAACAUUUAGCGAGAAAGCGCAAAAUGUCUUCCGUUCCCAAGAAACUUUGCGUUCGCUUUCAAAACGUUUUGCAUUCCCCUGAGAAACUUUGUGUUCUCUCGUGAAACGUUUUGCAUUCUCUCGCUAAACGCAAAGUUUCUUGGGAGCGGAAAUCAUUUGGCGAGAGAACCCAAUUAGAAACAUUGCGUUUGCUCGCUAAACAUUUUGCAUUCCAGAGAAACUUUGCGUUUUCUCGCUAAACGUUUUGCGUUUUCUCGCUAAUUGCAAAGUUUUUUGGGAACGGAAAAUGUUUUGCUAGAGAACGCAAAGCGUUUAGCGAGAGAACGCAAAAUGUCUAGCGAGAGAAUGCAAAACAUUUAGCGAGAGAGCGCAAAAUGUUUUCCGUUCCCAAGAAACUUUGCGUUCGCUUUCAAAACGUUUUGCAUUCCCCUAAGAAACUUUGCGUUCUCUCGUGAAACGUUUUGCGUUCCACCUAGAAACUUUGCGUUCGCUCGCUAAACAUUUCACGUUCCAGAGAAACUUUGCGUUCGCUUUCAAAAAGUUUUGCGUUCCCCUGAGAAACUUUGCGUUCUCUCGCAAAACAUUUUGCGUUCCCCUGAGAAACUUUGCGUUCUCUCGUGAAACGUUUUGCUUUCCACCUAGAAACAUUGCAUUCGCUUGCUAAACAUUUUGCGUUCCAGAGAAACUUUGCGUUCUCUUGCUAAACGCUUAGCAAGAGAACGCAAAAUGUUUUCAGUUCCCAAGAAACUUUGCGUUCGCUUUCAAAACGAUUUGCGUUCCCCCUGAGAAAAUUUGCCUUCGCUCACAAAACGUUUUUUUCCCCUGAGAAACUUUGCUUUCUCUCACAAAAGUUUUCAGCUCCUCUGAGAAACUUUGCGUUCGCUCACAAAGCGUUUUGCAUUCCCCCGAGAAACUUUGCAAAGUUUCUCUGGGAACGCAAAACAUUUGAACGCAAAGUUUCUCGGCAGAACGCAAAAGUUUUUGCGAAGAGUCUCGGGGAACACAAAACAUUUGCGAGAGAAUGCAAAAGCAUUGACAAAUAAUUUUUCCUCCAUCCCAUAUUUGUUUCCUUCCCCAUGUCCCAUUAGGGGCUCCUUAAGAUCCUGUUCUUCUGUUUUUCAUUGACUAGUUUAUUUUUCCAAGCUCAGCUCUACUGUUUCCAUUUGUGUGGAAUGCCAUACUGAGAUUCAGAGUCUUGUUUUAAACUCUCUGAGAAUAGGAGAAAAGAUCUUGGGCAAUAAAUGAAUCCAUGAUUCCAACUUUUAUUGAAUAAUGAGCGCAAGAAACUUCUUCCAGAUUGUUGAAGUGUUGCAGUAUCUUUCUUUGACCAACAAUAAUAAACCAAAUUGACAUGAAUAAAUGGUAAUGGAGGAGUUGGCAACAGUUUUAUACAAGGCCUGAAUUCAUCAACAAGUUACCGCCAUUUCCUUUGUGGUGUUUUUACGUGGAUUUGGGUGGAGAUGAUUGGAUGCUGAGGUAGAGGAAGUCUUACGUUGCUUGUCUUCUUUAAACAGAAUAUUUUUGUAAGGUGUCUUUGACAUAAAAGGGAGGAUUUUAUAGUAAAUGGGGCAACAAUGAGACAGUUGAGAAAUGCUGGUUGUGACAGGUUAGCUGAUCUGGGGUAGUUUUUGUUUACAUAAAUUUAUAGCUUUUAAUAUCAGGAGUUAGCACUUUGGGUUGUGAAGAAGCUCUGAGAUCUGCCACAUGAAAGAGACAAGAUGGUGAAAAAAGCAAUGAAAGUCAGUCAGCAGAAUGAGACACUCGAAAAGCUGUCGACAAAGCGUUUACAUGAUUGGAGAAAUGUUAUUUUGGCUCAAACUGUGAAGUUCUGUGAGACUGGUUUGUCGUGUUUGAGCUGUCGUCAUAGCACAGGCAGAGAAGUUUCAGAAGAUCUUGUGUGGUCGUGAUCAAAUGAACUUGGUGUUGAAAUGGAAAUUUUUCUAAUUAAAUGAAGUGGAAAAGUGCCUGUAUGCUCGUAAACAUCACGCCAGACACUGAUUUAUGCAUCUUGACAAGUCACCGACCUUUUCCAGCGAGGACUUGGACCAAAGUAAAUUACAAUGCUAUUGGCUCCGCAGCAUUGUCUAGCUUUCUUUCUCUAAAAUGUUCCUUAGACAUGGAUAGCAGUUGACGUUAUGGAAUAGUAAUAAACGGUGGAAUGGAAUGGUUAAUAAACAGAGACAGAAGAACAGUGGAAAACAUGACUAAGCUGCCUCUGUUAUGAAAUACAUUUUUGGACCUUUUUAAUUUUUUCUGGAUUUUUUUUUUCCCCCUCAGUUGUUUAUUUCACACUACAUCUCUUUCUCUCUCUCUCUCUCUCUGUGAACAAUAAUGAAAUUGUCCAUGACAUUUAUUUCAUGGAUUUUUUUUUCUGUAACUACAGUAAUGGUAAAUGUUAUUUUUGUUGCUGGUUUGUCUUUUUUUCCCCUCUAUACAGUUUACAGUUUUGUUCAGUCUUUUCAGUGAAAUUCUCCAACAUACUUUGUGCUAUUUGGUUUCGCUGUCUUUAUAUGUACAAUACGUGUGAUAUCAUACACACAUGUGAUAUUGACAGAUGGACUUAUCUUCUCUGCCACUUUCUUUGGCUGUUUGAACUUCACUGCAUCACAUGUUUAAUGUGGUGGUGUGUUACAAAGGACUGAUAAUGAUUUGUAGUGAGUUGUUUCAGAAACGAAUUUGAUUGUGUAUGUGUGCGUGUGUGUGUCUCACUCUGUGCCAUCCUGUGUCACCUGCUCCCACCCACCCUGUAUCCUCCCUGUCUGAUCCCACACCCACUGGGACCCAUGACCCAGGGUAGCGCUAUGACCUUUGACCUGAGAGAUGUGCUCCUGGGUUCCAGACAGGACAAAAAUAAUAAACACUUUUGGUUGUUUGUUUUUUUA
Ctenopharyngodon idella (grass carp) is the source of this 7583-nucleotide messenger RNA. RefSeq names its product Ral GEF with PH domain and SH3 binding motif 2 (gene ralgps2). Gene Ontology annotation, biological process: positive regulation of GTPase activity; Ras protein signal transduction. The coding region runs from base 346 to 2106 and encodes 586 amino acids. The transcript has 21 exons. The record is from RefSeq and is a predicted model, not a curated record. Gene Ontology annotation, molecular function: guanyl-nucleotide exchange factor activity. Gene Ontology annotation, cellular component: plasma membrane. Lineage: Eukaryota; Metazoa; Chordata; Actinopteri; Cypriniformes; Xenocyprididae.